Molecule: messenger RNA, 636 nt
Organism: Mollisia scopiformis
Lineage: Eukaryota; Fungi; Ascomycota; Leotiomycetes; Helotiales; Mollisiaceae
Exons: 1
Coding region: 1-636 (211 amino acids)
Source: RefSeq, a predicted model, not a curated record
AUGCUGGAAGACACAUGCCCUUUGGACAAUGGGCGACACGAAGAUCCUCCAAACACUCUAUUUUCGAUCGGGGAUUUGAACAGGCUGCCACUCGAAAUUCUACAAGGCAUACUGGUUGAUGGCAUAGACUUUGCGUCGUUAACAAGUCUGAGGAGGGUGAGUCGUGGCAUGCGAUCCACGAUCGAUUCACUGCCAAAGUAUAAAGCCAUAGUCACGCAUGCGCCCGCAAGUAUCCGUGCUGCAUUGAGCCUGGAAACUGGAAUAUACUGGUCAUGUUCUCAUCUGUACCAUGAGCUAUGCUCGAAUGCGUGCGUCUUCUGCGGACAUUUUGGGGCGAACUUGAAUGUGCUCAUUUGCAAACGCGUCUGCAUCGACUGCUUCACCACUGACGUCCAGUGCUUGCCGGUUGGAAGAGAGUAUGCCAAGGCCACUUGGUCUCUCAAGGAAUCGGAUCUGAAGAACUCAGAUACUCGUAUCCCCACUGCACGUACGCUGCCAUGGUACUAUGUUACACGUUUGUUUUCCAAGGGACACGCAAGUCGAAAGAGAAUCGAGCUCCUUGAACACACAGCGGUAGGCGCCAUCGCGAUCAAUAAAUAUGGCUCUCUGGAUGUCAUAUUACAGCAAGUCAACUGA